Messenger RNA from Meloidogyne enterolobii, 2097 nucleotides. NCBI's taxonomy places the organism in Eukaryota, Metazoa, Nematoda, Chromadorea, Rhabditida, Meloidogynidae. The record is from the annotation of a GenBank genome assembly.
UUCACAAUGUAGUUGUCGUUCAGGUUUUGAUUUAGCCCCCGAUGGACGUUCUUGUGUCGGUAUGUUAAUUAUUUGUUUGUUAAUCAACUCAAUAUCCAUACAUCUGCUUUUCUCCCUUCAUUUCCCUUCAUUUACACAUUUCUAUUUUUUACAAAAAAUUCUUUAUCCCAAAUAUUCACCCUUUCCCUAGCUCUAUAUUCAUUUUAUUCGUAUACGAUCUUAUGAAAACAGAUAUUGACGAAUGUCACCAACUACAGCAGAACAAUCCAAAUAAUUUCCAAUUCAAUUCACCUCCCUUAAACUAUCAAAAAAUGCCUUUAUGCGAUUUCAAACGCGAAAUAUGUGUUAACAUAAUUGGCGGAUAUGGGUGCCGGCCUGCUAAAAGUAUUGCUACUUCAAAAUAUAGGGAGCCAAAAUUGAGCCCAAAAACUCCAAAAAGAGGUCCACAAAGGGCCAAAAAUAAUGGCAGAUUUGUCUACAAAACUGUUGGCAAUAGAGGAAAAAUGCCUGCAUUCUGGUCAGGUCGAAAUGGAGGAGGAAGGGAGGAACAUGCAUCGACUACUUUUAUUGAUGUGGAUGAAUGCACACUUGGAGCACACGAUUGUGGACCUAUGUAUCAAUGUAAAAAUACUCAGGGAAGCUUUCGUUGUGUGCCUAAGCGUUGUGAAGAUAAUCAAGUUUUGGACCCUGGAACUGGGGAACGCAAAUCAGUAAAUUGUCCACCUGGAUAUAGGCCUAGAGAUGGACGUUGUGAGGAUGUUGAUGAAUGUAGGGAAAAGACUAAUGCUUGUCCUUUUUAUGAGGAAUGUGUAAAUACACCAGGCUCGUUUCGCUGUCAAGAGCAGGGGAAUGUGUGUUCUAAUGGAUAUUAUAUGGACAGAGAGAGUGGAUUUUGUCUUGAUAUUGAUGAAUGCCAACGUGGAACACAUACUUGCACAUCCAUUGCUGAUUGCAUCAAUCUUCCAGGAAUGUAUCGUUGCAAGUGUGCUACAGGCUUUGAAUUUAAUGAAUAUACAAUGCGUUGCGAAGACAUUGACGAAUGUAUUAAAUUUUCUGGACAUGCCUGCUCUUUACAAGCCGAUUGUGUUAAUUCUAUUGGCUCUUAUCAAUGUAUAUGCAAGCCUGGAUUUAGUUUAGCUGCAGAUAAUAGAAGUUGUGAUGAUAUAAACGAAUGUGAGUUGGGUAUAGCCAAAUGUCAACAAAAAUGUAUUAACUCACCAGGCUCUUAUCAAUGCAUUUGCGAUCGAGGGUAUCAAUUGGGAAUAGACGAAGCCACAUGUGAAGAUAUUGAUGAAUGCAAAAUUUGGGCCAAGUCGGGAAAUGAAUUAUGUAUGGGAAAAUGUAUAAAUACUCCAGGGUCGUUUCUUUGUACAUGCCCAGAAGGUUAUCAAGUCAUGUCUGAUGGAAUUACCUGUAAAGAUAUUGAUGAAUGUUCAGAAAAUUCAAAUCUGUGUAAUAUCGACCAAAUCUGUAUUAAUUUAUUGGGCAGCUUUAAGUGUGAACGGAUUGAAUGUCCACGUAAUUAUAUUCCUGACAGGACUUUUAAAAAUCGUUGCUUGAAAAAACCAGGACACUGCGAAAAUAUGUUUCUGGAAAGAUGCAAAAAAUUGCCUAUACAUAUCUCAUGGCAACAUAUUGCUAUACCUAAACAAGUGAAUAUUUCUCUUCACAGAACUUCUGUGACACUUUUCUCUAUGAAGGGCCCUCCCAAUCAAGAUUCUUCAAUGCAAUUUGAACUUCGUUUGGUUAGUGCCAAACAAGGCUCUGAUUCAGUUACUCCCGCAAUACGAGCAAAUUUUUUGCUUCAAAAGGGAGAGGAUCACAAUUCGGCAAUAAUUGCAUUAAGAGAUUCGUUGGAUGGUCCUCAAGAAGUUCAUUUAGAAUUAACCCUUCGGUUAACAACUAAUGGGCAAUUUAAUGGAAAAUAUGUUGCUAAUUUGCUUGUCUUUGUUUCACAAUAUCGUCCCCAAACACAACAUAGCCGUUUACACAGAAUCCGUAGACUUUGAAUAUUGGAAAAAAAGUUGGAAAAAAUUUUAGAUCUCGUUUUUUUAAUAUUUUAAGUUUAGUUAACAUUCCUUUGUUUUUUGUGCUGUU